Messenger RNA from Tupaia belangeri chinensis (Chinese tree shrew), 3172 nucleotides. RefSeq names its product chromosome alignment maintaining phosphoprotein 1 (gene CHAMP1). The record is from RefSeq and is a predicted model, not a curated record. Gene Ontology annotation, cellular component: spindle; nucleoplasm. Gene Ontology annotation, biological process: sister chromatid biorientation; protein localization to kinetochore; attachment of mitotic spindle microtubules to kinetochore. The transcript is spliced from 2 exons. Lineage: Eukaryota; Metazoa; Chordata; Mammalia; Scandentia; Tupaiidae. The coding region runs from base 683 to 3127 and encodes 814 amino acids.
ACUGGAACUGUGGUCAGCCAUGUGGGAGUCCAGCACCUUAACCACUACACCACCUGCUGGCCCCUACAAUGCAUUAAGAUGAAUUUUGACAAGGACCUUAUCAUGAGUGGCAUCUACUGCAGUCUCUGUUGCAUUAAAGUAAGUGCCCAGGAUUUUUGGAUUGGAUCUCCCACUGAGAGUGCAGGAUGGUGAGAGAAAUGCUUGCUGUUUGAGCCAAGUAGUGGUUGAGGUGGUUGGAUUCCAUGUGGCCGACUGCUCAGUUUUAGUCCUGGAUCUGGCAGCUUGAAAACCUCCCUGAGCGUGUGUUCAUAUGUAUGUGCCCCAAAUCUGCAAAGCAAGGAAAAAUGGAGAAGAAAGGUUUACAGUGUGGCCCACCCUAACCUCUGUCGCUCCCACAAGUGCACAUGUCCUUUGGCCAAAAUGAAAAAGAAAAAAAAAACACCCAAAAAACAAAACUUGGCUUUUUUUUCUGUGGCCACAAGUUAUCACACAGAUAUAAUUUUGACUUUCUUCCCCCCCUUCCAGGUUCAAUGUUUUGUCUUUUAUAUGCUGUACACUAUUUUUUGUGGUUUAGUUGAAAAGCCAUGUAGAUUUCCUGUCCUUUGAAGACGAGUUUUAAGGCAUCUGCUAAAAUACAAUAUUGAACAUUUUUAAAGAAUAUAAUCGUGCACAUAACAGAAAAAUGGAAGUAUUCCAGGAACUUCGUAAACCGACAGCACGAUUGGAAUGUGACCAUUGCAGUUUCAGAGGCACAGACUAUGAAAAUGUACAAAUCCAUAUGGGCACCCUCCAUCCAGAAUUUUGUGAUGAAAUGGAUGCUGGUGGGUUAGGGAAAAUGAUAUUUUACCAGAAAAGUGCAAAGCUAUUUCACUGUCAUAAAUGCUUCUUCACCAGCAAGAUGUACUCAAAUGUAUACUACCACAUCACGUCCAAGCAUGCAGCACCAGAGAAAUGGAACGAUAACUCAAAAAAUCAGUUGAACAAAGAAACAGAUCCCGUGAAAAGCCCUCUUCCUGAGCACCAGAAAAUACCCUCAAAUUCAGCAGAUCUUUUGAAACCCAUGCCUGCCCCUUCCCUGGAAACACAGAAACUUUGUCCUGUUUUGUCUCCAGAAUCACCAAAACCUACUCCUCUCACUCCCAUGGAGCCUCAGAAACCUGGCUCCCUUGUUCCUCCUGAGUUACAGACACUGUCUCUUCCUUCUCCUGAGUCUUCAAAACCUGCCUCUCUUUCUUCUGAACUUCCAAAAACAGUUCCUGUUUCUGAAUCUCAGAAACCUGUCCCUGAUCCUUCUCCAGAACCACAGAAACUUGCCCCUGUGUCUCCUGAGUCAGUCAAGGCAACUCUUAUUCAUCCUAAACCUCAGAAACACUCCCAUUUUCCUGAAUCAUUGGGGCCGCCUUCAGCUUCAUCUCCAGAGUCUCCUGUUCUAGCCACUUCCCCUGAACCCUGGGGACCUUCCCCAACUGCAUCUCCAGAAUCUCGGAAGCCAGCCCGCACUGUGUCACCAGAGCCAAGGAAGCCAUCCCCUUCAGAGUCUCCUGAACCUUGGAAGCCAUUCCCUGCUGUCUCUCCAGAGCCUAGGAGACCAGCUCCAGCUGUGUCACCAGGUUCUUGGAAGCCAGGACCACCGGGGUCCCCUAGGCCUUGGAAAUCCAGUCCUUCAGCAUCUUCAGGGCCUUGGAAACCAGCGAAACCAGCUCCAUCAGUAUCUCCUGGACCUUGGAAACCAAUUCCUUCUAUAUCACCUGGGCCUUGGAAACCAGCUUCAUCUGUGUCCCCUGCUUCCUGGAAGUCUUCGUCAAUCUCACCUGGUUCCUGGAAAUCUCCCCCGGCAUCUCCUGAGUCAUGGAAGUCUGGCCCACCAGAACUCCGAAAGACAGCUCCCACCAUGUCGCCUGAACAUUGGAAGGCAGUUCCCUCAGUGUCUCCUGAGCUUCGCAAACCAGGCCCACCACUAUCCCCAGAGAUCCGAAGUCCAGCAGGCUCUCCAGAACUCAGAAAACCCUCAGGGUCACCAGACCUUUGGAAGCUUUCUCCUGACCAACGGAAAACUUCUCCUGCUUCAUUUGAUUUUCCUGAGUCCCAGAAAAGUUCCUGUAGUGGUUCUCCAGAUCUUUGGAAGUCUUCCUUUUUUAUUGAACCUCAGAAACCUACUGUCUUCCCUGAGACCCGGAAACCAGGUCCUUCUGGGUCAUCUAAUGAGUCCCCCAAAACAGCCUCAGAUAUCUGGAAGCCUGUUCUCUCUAUUGAUACUGAACCUAGAAAACCUGCUCUGUUUCCUGAACCUACCAAAUCAGCCCCUCCUGUUUCUCCAGAAUCACGAAAACGUGCUCUUUUUCCAGAACCCCGGAAACACGCUCUUUUCCCUGAACUCCCCAAAUCUGCUAUGUUCUCAGAAUCUCAGAAGACAGUUGAGCUUGCUGAUGAACUACAAAUAGAUGCCAUAGAUGAUCAAAAGUGUGAUAUUUUAGUUCAGGAUGAACUUAUAGCCACACCUAAGAAACUCUUAGAAGACACUUUAUUUCCUUCCUCUAAGAAGCUCAAGAAGGACAACCAAGAGAACUCAGAUGCUGAGCUCAGUAGCAGUGAGUAUAUAAAAACAGAUUUAGAUGCGAUAGAUAUUAAGGGCCAAGAAUCAAGCAGUGAUCAAGAGCAGGUUGAUGUGGAAUCUAUUGAUUUCAGCAAAGAGAGCAAAAUGGAAUUGGCAAGUCCAGAGCAGUCCAAAAAUGUACUACAAUUUACUGAAGAAAAAGAAGCUUUUAUCUCUGAAGAAGAAAUUGCAAAAUAUAUGAAACGUGGAAAAGGAAAGUAUUAUUGCAAAAUUUGUUGCUGUCGUGCUAUGAAAAAAGGUGCUGUUUUGCAUCAUUUGGUUAAUAAACAUAAUGUUCAUAGUCCUUACAAAUGCACAAUUUGUGGAAAGGCUUUUCUUUUGGAAUCUCUUCUUAAAAAUCAUGUAGCAGCCCAUGGGCAAAGUUUACUUAAGUGUCCACGUUGUAAUUUUGAAUCCAAUUUCCCAAGAGGCUUUAAGAAACAUUUAACUCAUUGCCAAAGUCGGCACAAUGAAGAAGCAAAUAAAAAGCUAAUGGAAGCUCUUGAAACACCACUUGAGGAGCAGCAAAUGUGACUUUUAAACUGAAUAUUUGCUCUACAAAGUCGUUUGUCAAAAACU